This is a messenger RNA of Numida meleagris (helmeted guineafowl), 4085 nucleotides long. RefSeq lists its product as uncharacterized. The transcript has 8 exons. NCBI's taxonomy places the organism in Eukaryota, Metazoa, Chordata, Aves, Galliformes, Numididae. Bases 124 to 963 code for a protein of 279 amino acids. The record is from RefSeq and is a predicted model, not a curated record.
GGAGAAGAGAAGGGAAAGAGAAAGGAAAAGAGACUGAAGAGAAAUAAGUGAUGGGAAGCUGCGCUCCUCUUACUCCAUCGAGAUAGGGACAUCUUGGAGGCAAAGCAGAGGUAAAACUUUACUAUGUUUCCAAAACUGGAAGCUGCAGGAGGCAGCUCAGUAGGAACCAACAUGACUUUCUGCACAGCCAUUCUGGACCAGCAGAGACCUUCCUGCAGAGAAAGCAAGUUGGGACCUGGGAAUGAUGAUGCUGGAGGACUAGGAAUGAGAGACAACUCAGGUUAUCAGAGUUUCUCAAUGAACUGCAAAAUGACGCUCCGCUCAGGCCGUGAAAAGCCAUACAGAGUGCCUACUUGUGGAAGGCAACUGGUGAGAAGGAAACUUCUGGAGAGCACUAGAUCAGCAGCUGCUGAAAAUUCAGAGCUUCAACUGCGGAAAACACUGAGAUGCUAUAUACAGACUGAAGAUUCAAAAACCGUGCAUUUCAGCUUAGAUGAACGUGGUCGUCAUGAAAUAUCAACCACAGAUUCACAACUCCCAGCAGAUACAGCAUGGUUAAGCCUAUUCACAAGCAAUAAGCCAGCAGUUAGAGCAAAAACAAACUCUAAAAACGUGGUGGUCCUCAUGCAGAGAUUGAAGUGUAAUGAAUUUGUUCUGUUGAGCAAGGGUGAAAAUCAACUCUGUCUGAAGGUUUUAAAGGGAUGCUGUUCUGAGCCAGAUCAUGCUUCAGUGAAAGGAGGCAACGCAAAAACGUGCAAGGAGGGAAGUCUUGACUUCAGAAAGCUACAGGAAGAAAAUCACUUUUUCAUCAUGCAUUCUGAAGGAGAUUCAGUGAAGUUCCAGUGCUACCAAGACACAAGUUACUUUCUGCACGUGAAUGAGAACUCACUUGACAUACGCAAGCUGGAUCGCAAAGACCCUGAUGGGGAGAGAAACUUUAUCUUCAAGGUGACUUAUUUUUAGGAAAAUUAUUUUUUCUACAUUUCAGUGGCCUAAGUGUCAGUACAGCUCCUGUCACAAUCUAACAGAGAGGGCGAGAAGUUGAGAUUAACUCAUUUCUAUUUUGCCUUUUUACUUUUUUUUUUGUUGUUGUUGCUGUUUUAAUCACCAUUUUGCACGAGUAACAUCUUUUCUUUCUGUACUUACAAUAGGAAGAGAUAAGGGCUAAAUUUGAAAAACAGAGUAACUAAUCAGUCUCUUCAUAUUGUACCUGCACAAUUAUGGUCUUAAGGAGCUGAAUUCUCCCUGAAGUGGAAAAGCACAUCGGAUAUAUUUCAAGGACAAGGGAAAAGGGCUCACGCACAGGCAUGGAAAAGCAUAGCUUUCCACAGUGUAAACACACCACUUUUAAAAAAUAAGUUUCUUACGAGCUCGUCUGAACUUGCAACGAAAACGCUUAGCAGUCCUUAAAUGCGCACUCGCGUGUGCUGACCGAGCGGCUGUGGGGAAGCCGAGCAAAGCACCGCUCAUCUCAAGGGGGGCGGGGGAGGUCAGGGCUGGGCAGCUCGGUGGGCGCGUGCGCUCGGCCCGGCAGCGCUGCAGGCCGUGCAGGCCGACCGGCCGCCCUCCGCCGCCGGGCCCGAGGGGAAGCGUGGUCAGGGCUUGGCUGCAAAGCGGCGUGCAGGGCGACAUCUGAAGCAUUCGAAUGUUCAGAGUGACUAAAUAAAGUGGAAGUGACUAAGUGAACUGAAAAAUCCCACACAGCACCGGAGUAGCAGCCUUUUAGCAACGGGCUCUGUCAGUCAGGGUUGGACUUAAUGAUCUUAAAGGUCUUUUCCAGCCUUAGUGAUUCUAUGAUUCCGGGAGGAAGAUGCUGCCCCUUAGAGUACACACAGUGUACUCUUCGAGGCACAAAACACAUUGAAUAGAAGAGGAAACAAACCGCAGCUGUGCACACAAUCACUAGGUGUUAAAAGCCUGCUUCUCAGCUGCUGUGUGUGCAGCCUCGCUGCCAUUUGGUGGCGCUUUUCUUUAACACAACGCGUUUGGGAAUAUAUCUGUAUGAAUGCCAGGUGCCAUGCGCCUGUGCAAGGAGCUGUGGCUUAGCUGCACUGAAACAGCGUACGGCAGCACUGCCCUGCCAGGAUUGUUCAUUGUCAGUGUGGCAGACAGUGCAUACCUGGAAUAGGAACCCUAACACCCUCCAAUCAUAUUCACGUGCAUUGCAGCAGGCCAAUGUUAUAUUUCUUUCAGUAACAGCAAUCAGGCAUUUCACUGCUGGACUACUACACUUGGAAUAGUGAAAAUCAUUUUAUUGCUUCCAUUGCUGAUAGAACAGAAAAGAGCUUCUGAGUAUUCCAUAGACAAUACUUACAGCUUCUAGGUCUGUUUAGUGUUCACUGAAGUCAGUGGGUGGGAAACAAACACAAACAUAAAAACAGCCCAAUCCCAACUACAACAGCAAUAAAAAACCUACAUGGUUAAUGGGAAAUACUGGUGAUAGCUGGACGGUUGGGCUGGAUGACCUUAGAGGUCUUUUCCAACCUUGGUGAUUCUAUGAUUCUAUGCUUCUAUGAUUCUACACUGACUACAGAACAUGUUACGCAAGAACUAAGUUAUUUUGAGCAAUCUGUUAUGCUAUACAAAGAAUAAAUUAAAUUGUGUAUCAGGUGCAGUAAUUUCUCUGAGACAAUAACUCCUGGCAGUCUGACAUUUACCAGUGGUAACGUGAUCACCUUAAUCACAAUAGCUGAUGAAACUGCUACAACUCAUCACAAAGCUUGCACGAAGCAUACUGGUAAAAUACAUCUGUUCUGCUGAUGUACACAAAAAAAUGUGUUUAAACUCAGUGAACAUUGAUUCUAUUCUGUAGUCAAAGCUUAAAUUUUGGCUGUAAUGUGGAACACUGCACCUCUAAAGUCUACCUUAAAAAUAAGAUUUUUUAAAAACACUUUAAAGCCUUUUUGGAAAGCAGCAGUGGUAAUUUUGUAAAGUUGGAGAUUUGAGAUACAAGGUAAAAAUGUCAUUUGACAAUUUUUUUCAGAAAGUAAUAAAUUCAGUCAGCUCUGUGAUGAGAAAUCAGAUCAACACCUUAUCUUUCCCAGAGUCUUACUUUGCACACACAAAAUCUGUAAACUGAUGUUUUCAGCUUCCAACUAAUUUGAACGAGUAGCAGACAAGGGGGAAAGCAUAUACUAGUUUUAUUUAAACAUAAAUAACAAAAUAAUGCCAGUGAGUGUUUUUAAAAAUAUAGCCUCUUAUCACUUUGCAGUGGGAAAAAAAACACAUUUAUCCAAUGUGUCCAAGAUUUGAAUAUGAAAUAUAAUUACUAUUUUGCAGUUUCUUUUCAAAACAAGGCAUAUAUUCUUAAACUUUUACUUUGCAGACAUGGUAAUUAUUAAAAUAUUAAUACUAAUGUAUUGGUUUUGUUUUUCUGCUCUUCAAAUCUGUGCCUUAAAGAAAAUGCUGGGUUCUGUUUAUUGGGGAAUAACUCAGUGCAAGCGUUCUUCAUCUGUAGCUUCGUGGGCUUUUGGUACUUUGACCAUAUUUGCGACUGGCUAGCAUAAAAUUUGUGAAAGAAUGUCGUUCAGUAUAAAUAAUGUGAUUUUGAUGCUAGUUAAUCCAAGGAAAAAAAACAACAAAAUAAUGUAUAAACAAGUGGUGACCAUACCUGCCUAGGAUCUAUGAGCUAAUUAAUCCAGAGACUGGAUUUCUUUCGUCCUUGGAGAAGGGAAUGGUUGUUUACAGUAAAAGAACACUGAAGAUUGGCGAAAGGAUCACAGCAUUAAAGUCUGCUUAGAAACAACUGUUGUACAUAAAAGCAUGAGAUUGGUACCCAACCUUGCUAAGCCUGAAAUAUAUGCCUUCUAUGUGCACAGUGUUACGUACUAACUUCAUUACGGACAACUGUGGAUUAUGAACUAGAUAUCAAAAUUAGAAAUUGUUAGUCUAAUGAAUGUUUUUACAGCCUGAACAAAGUGUAACAACCUAGCUUGAGUGCAGCUACAACAGUACUAAAACUUGUAAAAGUCGUAAGUAAUCCAAGUUAACCAUUUUCUAUUAAAGGAACACUAUCAAAUACUAUGUACAUUUCCAUUAACUCUCUUAAUUCUAAUUAGUAAUACAAUAAAGGAAUAGGCAAAGAU